GCAUAAAUAGAGCCUCAACGGCUAUCUCUUUUGUAAUAAUACAAGGCACUUGAACAACCUUCUCCACAGCGCAUCACAGACUCGCAUUCGAACUUUGGUCUACCGCUCAGUCAGGUCGCCAUUUGGCUUACCCUAAAGACAUCGUACUCAUGGUAGCCACAGGUGGCGCACACAACGACAUCGCAAGCCUCAGCCACAAUUCAAACCCCAGUCACCAAAAGUUUCACUCGUAGCAUGAAUUCAUCACAAGACUCACAUUCACUUCACAAUGUCGACCGUUGACCCCAACAUGUUCCGCGUCCCCGCUGCCCGCGCCCUCACCGUCCUCGAUAGAUCACUGUUCCAUACCACGCUACCCGUGGCCGCCGCUCUGGUCAACGACAGCCGGCAGCUCUCUAGGUUGAGGAAGGACCUGGAUAAGACCCGAGAGAUUCUGAAUGUGGACAAGGUGAAGCCCGUGGUUAGCCACCCUGACCCGGAGAAGGCAAAGGGUGGCUUGAAGGCAUUACUUCUUCAGCCGGAUGUGAAACCAGGAGCCCCCGAGAGUUGGAGUGCUGUGCUGAAGCAGGCCAAGGAGGCGGGAGACGUUGAUCUCAUUCCCUACUCCGUCCAGCUAGACUACUACCACUUCCAGUACCUGGACAUUCUCCGAUCCAUCAUACCCGAAGAGCUCCACGACGAGAUCCCAACAGGCUUCAACAGCGUCGGCCACGUUGCUCACCUCAACCUACGUGAGCAGUACUUGCCCUACAAGCACAUCAUCGGCCAGGUCAUCCUCGACAAGAACGCCCAUCUCAAGACAGUCAUCAACAAGCUGUCCAACGUCGGGACCGAGUCCGAGUUCCGCACCUUUCCGUACGAGGUCCUGGCCGGACCGGACGACCUGAACGUCGAGGUGAAGGAAUCCGGCUGCAUCUUUCAGUUCGACUACGGCACCGUCUACUGGAACUCCAAGCUGAGCACCGAGCACGAGCGGAUCGUGGAUCUCUUCCAGCAAGGGGACGUCGUGGUCGACGUCAUGGCAGGCAUAGGCCCGUUUGCCGUGCCCGCGGGCAAGAAGAAUGUCUUUGUGUGGGCCAAUGACAAGAACCCCGAGAGCUUCAAGUAUCUCGAAAAGGCCAUUGACAAGAACCGCGUCGGCUCGUUUGUGCGGCCCUACAACGAGGAUGGUCACGAAUUCAUCAAGCAGUCCGCCGAUCUAGUCCUCGCCGCCUCCGGCAACGGCGAGUUCGGCACCAUCCCAGGGCCCAAGCCGUCUCGCAAGUCCAACGCGCCGCCGCCGGCGCCUGUCAAGGUCCCCAUUGCGCCCGUGAUAUCGCAUUUUGUCAUGAACCUCCCCGCCUCGGCGCUCGAGUUCCUGCACAACUUCCGCGGUCUCUACCAUGGACAGGAGAGUCUCUUUGCGCCCCACACGCAGGCGCAACUCCCCAUGGUCCACGCGCACUGCUUCGCGCCGAAACCCAACGACGAAGCGGCCGUGCAGACAGCGCUGGACAGAGUGGAGAAGGAACUCGGCGUGAAGCUGGUGCAGGGCAAUGGCGAGGUGGAAGGCCAGGCGACCGUGUACGAUGUACGAGAUGUUGCCCCGCAGAAGCUCAUGUUCUGCGUGAGCUUCCGACUGCCCAAAGAAGCGGCCUUUGCGCCGAGGACAUAGGACGCUGGUUCGGGUACACAAAGGUCAGGUGCCGAGAUGGGCGGCGGUCACUGCGCAACACCGCAGCCUGGCCUGCUGCCCGUCGCCUUA
Molecule: messenger RNA, 1744 nt
Organism: Emericellopsis atlantica
Lineage: Eukaryota; Fungi; Ascomycota; Sordariomycetes; Hypocreales; Bionectriaceae
Product: Met-10+ like-protein-domain-containing protein
Exons: 4
Coding region: 269-1654 (461 amino acids)
Biological process (GO): tRNA N1-guanine methylation; mitochondrial tRNA methylation
Cellular component (GO): mitochondrial matrix; cytoplasm
Source: RefSeq, a predicted model, not a curated record